AUGGGUUCAACGACUUCUGUUUUUUCCGGCAAUGACGACGAUGAAUACGAACAAGAAGAUUGCGAUAGUUCAGUGGGGUCUAAUCAUCCUGUUCUUGAUGUCAUACUUCUCUCCGACAAUGAAGAUGACGAGGUUGAAUCUUCAUCCUCUAAGAUUGAUGCUUCCAGCCAUGAAGAUAUAACCGGCGAUGAAGUACAAGAAACCGAAACGGGAAUCACACAAUUCCGGUCGCCGGCGUUUGCUGAGAACCAGUGUGGUGAAAUCGAAUUAACAGAGAAGAAACAGAAAGAAGGUGAAGAAGAAAAAAGAAGAGUGGAAUGGGUGGGUGGAAUAUGGUUUGAUGAUUGUUGA
This is a messenger RNA of Lactuca saligna, 351 nucleotides long. NCBI's taxonomy places the organism in Eukaryota, Viridiplantae, Streptophyta, Magnoliopsida, Asterales, Asteraceae. The record is from the annotation of a GenBank genome assembly.